Messenger RNA from Fusarium fujikuroi IMI 58289, 1662 nucleotides. RefSeq lists its product as uncharacterized. The record is from RefSeq and is a predicted model, not a curated record. Lineage: Eukaryota; Fungi; Ascomycota; Sordariomycetes; Hypocreales; Nectriaceae. Gene Ontology annotation, molecular function: transcription coregulator activity. Gene Ontology annotation, cellular component: SBF transcription complex; cytoplasm. The transcript is spliced from 2 exons. Bases 1 to 1662 code for a protein of 553 amino acids.
AUGAGUCCAAAUCAGCCUCUGGUUGAAAUUGCGCUGGAUAACAAUCGCAUUGCGCCUCCUCCCCCGUUCAAGGCGGCAGAUACCCGACUGGACGCUCCCGCUGAGACAGUACCAGCGACGGUUGCGGGAGCGCGACAAGGUGGGGAUUUCGCGGUACCACCCCAGGCCGACGCGCUCUCGCGAGCCUCCCACUCAAAUCCGAUUGCAUCGAUAUCGCCUACGCCUGCCAGCGAUAUUGCUGUUGAUUCAACAGCGGGAACUACAACCGCCCAUGCCGUCGUUGUCGCAGCUAUCGCCAAAAUGCAGCGCACCUCUGUCGACCGCGACGAUGGCUCUACGCAGAGCCAUCCGCACUCAAACACCGAUUCGCAAGAGACCACCAUGACCACUUCUACAGAUCCCGCAUUCACACCUCCAGCCAGCGAUGCCAGCAACUGCGCACCCGGCCCGUCAAGUCAGGACAGUCAGUUGUUACAGCUGUCAGAGAUUGCUGCUGCUCAGCACAGAAUCGCAACAGAUCCCACAAAUUCACGGAAGCGAAUGGCCGAUGGAGAGGUUAAAAGCCGGACGGAUAGCCAGAGUCCCGUGAAGGGCCAUUCAAGAAACCCAAGCGCUGUGAGCAGGACAUCAGCAGCAGGUGGCCAUAUUGGAGAGUUGUCCAACGAGUUAAAGACGCGUCUGUCAUAUGCCAUGAUCAAGGUUAAUAAGGGUUGGCAAUCAAACUCACUUGAAGAAGUCGAGAAUAUGGCGUCCCAGGCCGCAUCUCCAGUUUCAACCACGUCGACAAUACAUAACCGACAGGGUUCCUCGGCAAGCCCUCGAAUACCCAUGAGCAACCCACCGUCCUCGUCAGCUCCUCUACCACAUCCAUACGGCGCUGCUAGCCAACGUCGAAAAUCAAAUACACCUCCAAGUUCAUCUUGGAACAAGCCUGCACUGGCGCCUCCAGCACCCAUCCGGCCGUCAGUCCUCGUGCCUAACUCCCAUGCGAACCCACGCCGCAACUCCCACCCCAAUCGAACUCCGAAUAUGUUGACACAUUCUCAUUCCGCUUCACCUCACACGCCUGGUCAACCCUCAACUGUGCCGCAUGGGCCCAAAUCGCGCGUCAUGGGCGACCCUGUUCUCAUGUCACCGCAUCAAAAUGUUAGGGAACAAGAUGCUAUUGAGACUUUGUUGUUCAUGAGUAGUCCAGGCAACUCUGCCAAUCUGAAGCACGCUUUCUCUCCGACGGGAUCACCGGGGCCAAAUGCUGGUAUGGCUCGACCCCCUCCCCCACGACACGCGUUGCCUUCAGGGCCGAGAAAACCGCUUCCCACAUCACAGCGGCAACCUCAGCAAACGCGAAAAGCUCCUUAUGAUAAAUCACCCAUGGCCCCGCCACCUGGAUCACCAAUGGACCUGGAUUCACCACAGCAACAUUAUGCUGCACAGAACAGGGCAGCACCUAGAAGGCGAACCAUUGGUAGCCGAAGUCAAUUAAGAGGGACUCUCUCUUUGCCAAGUGGUAUCGGGCUAGGGAGCGGGAAAACAAGAAAGCCAUUGAGAGAUGAGGAUAUAGAAAGGAUGCUGGACAAGGCGAGCGUGGAGGCAGCCGACAGCUCUGAUGAUGAGGAGAUUCUGAUUCCAAGACGGGCUGUCGCGGGAGUCAUGCAGUCAUAA